This is a messenger RNA of Metarhizium album ARSEF 1941, 675 nucleotides long. RefSeq lists its product as uncharacterized. The transcript has 2 exons. NCBI's taxonomy places the organism in Eukaryota, Fungi, Ascomycota, Sordariomycetes, Hypocreales, Clavicipitaceae. The record is from RefSeq and is a predicted model, not a curated record. Bases 1 to 675 code for a protein of 224 amino acids.
AUGGGCCUCGUGUCCAAAGCCAUCUUCUCGUCCCUCCUGGGGACGACGACCGUUGCGGCCUACCUGGCCGUCAAGAACCCCGUCAUCUCGCCCCUUGCGGCUUCCGACCCCAUCUGGACAUCCAAGCUAUUCAAGCGGUACAACCCAUCCGCCAACCCGGCGACCCAGGACAUAUGCAUCAGACGCAUACCGCUCGACAGGAUACGACCCGAACUUGUCAAGAACCCCCGUCAUCUUGUGCUGGAAUACUGCCGCGGCAUUUGGUCGGGAUACGGCUUCCGGGCUCAGCGCCGCUAUCUUCAGUGGAAGCACCAGGGUCCGGACACGAGCACGCAGUUGUGGACCACCGAGCAGCUUUCGGAGAGCAAGUAUGAGAGGGGGACCUGCUUCGUCGACCACUUCGAGGUGGUGGAAAAGACACCCACGUCCAUCACGGUCCGGUGCGGCGACUCCCCGCGGACCCAGGCCUUGCGAGAGAGCGACGGCCUGUUUGUCAUCGGCGCCGUCGUGGACGACGCGCGCGGCGAGGUCGAACUCACCUUGAAGAGUUGCCUGUUCUCGAGCCAGGGCAAGGUGCUGGGGGUGAAGGGGCCGAUGCCGCCGUGGAUGGAUACAUUGCAUCAGUGGUAUGCGCGGAUUUGGUCCGAGACUGGAUCGUGGCGGCUGUUGAAGUAG